Mycotypha africana is the source of this 1270-nucleotide messenger RNA. Its product is annotated as CDP-alcohol phosphatidyltransferase-domain-containing protein. The transcript has 8 exons. The coding region runs from base 213 to 1097 and encodes 294 amino acids. The record is from RefSeq and is a predicted model, not a curated record. Gene Ontology annotation, cellular component: membrane; mitochondrion. Gene Ontology annotation, molecular function: cardiolipin synthase activity. Gene Ontology annotation, biological process: cardiolipin biosynthetic process. NCBI's taxonomy places the organism in Eukaryota, Fungi, Mucoromycota, Mucoromycetes, Mucorales, Mycotyphaceae.
GUCUACCUUGUUGAUCCUUUGAGCGCAGCGAAAGCAAAGCACAAAAUCCAAUUAUCUGGUUGCGGGUGGAGAAACACGGUAUUUUUGAUCGCGGACUUUCGCUUUCACUGUUUGUGUCUCUCCCACAUUGAGAUUGUAAUCUUUACUACAACAAGGGCUUGUCUUUGUUCAAUUCACACCACUUUUUCCAUUGACCCAUUCAAACGAUACCAAUGUUCCGACUACAACUACAAUGCCGUAUACCAAUCCUGAGUCGCAGGGUCACAUUAAAUUGCGCCAAACAAUCCCUUCAAACUUUCAAUAAAGGGCUUCUAUUGAACAGAACUUUUGCGCUCACUCGAAAACAACCAAUGUCAUCCAACGCAAAAAAUGCUCUUCUACUCAGUACAAAAAGGUUGAGAACUCUUCUACCGAUACAGCGUUCGAUUCUAUCCAUUACAAAAACACGAUUAUUUAGGAGUGAGGAGAAGGAUGACCAACCAACAGAGAAGACUCAGGAACUGAAAGAAAAUAUAUAUACAAUCCCGAAUGUUUUGACAUUUAGCCGACUUGUUGCAGCGCCUUGUAUAGGUUAUUUGAUUUUGAAUCACAACUAUGAUAGUGCUUUAGGUCUAUUUGCGUUAGCAGGAUUUACGGAUUUGUUGGAUGGGUAUAUUGCAAGAAAGUAUAAUAUGAAGACGUUACUUGGGACGAUUAUUGAUCCAUUCGCCGAUAAAGUUUUAAUGACUAUUUUGACAGUAACUUUAACUAUGGAAGGAACACUACCGAUGCCUUUGUCAGCAAUUAUUCUAGGAAGAGAUGCUGGCUUAAUUCUAUCUGCCUUUUAUUAUCGAUAUGUAUCAUUACCGGAACCAAAAACACUUUCUAGGUACAUUAAUUGCACAAUCCCCUCCGCUGAAGUCAGACCAACUCAAAUCAGCAAGAUCAAUACCGCUUUACAACUAGCCUUGAUGGGCCUAUCAUUGACUACACUUAGCGUAGGAUUUCCUCCUUCUGAAUUCAUGACGGGGUUGCAAUGGGUCGUCGGUGGCACAACAAUAUGGUCAGGAGCAAGUUAUGUGUUUUCAAAAGACGCUGUGCAAAUCUUGAAACGAUGAGAAGAAGAUGCUUGAUGUAUAUCUGCCUGAACAAAACUUACCCAAUUUAUUUAUUUGAAACAAGCAAACAACUACUAUAUCUUUGAGAUGACUAAUAAAUGCCAUUAAUGAAAUUAUCAAAGUUUGCAGCAUGCGAACAAUGAAAAAAUAAGAAGAGACGGUCCCAAGCUGAG